This is a messenger RNA of Dreissena polymorpha, 2795 nucleotides long. Its product is annotated as sodium-coupled monocarboxylate transporter 1-like. Lineage: Eukaryota; Metazoa; Mollusca; Bivalvia; Myida; Dreissenidae. The transcript is spliced from 16 exons. The record is from RefSeq and is a predicted model, not a curated record. Gene Ontology annotation, cellular component: membrane. Gene Ontology annotation, biological process: sodium ion transport; transmembrane transport. Bases 1 to 2010 code for a protein of 669 amino acids. Gene Ontology annotation, molecular function: symporter activity.
AUGCUAGAAUCCGGCAAGUACAGUUAUGACACGGGGUCGGUGCCGAGAUUCCAUGCCGCAGAUUACGCGGUGUUCGCGUGCACACUGGCCAUCUCUGCGUUUAUCGGAAUCUUCUAUGCGAUAAAAGACCGGAACAAACAAACGACAGACGACUACCUGCUCGCCGGCCGCUCCAUGCAUCCAUUUCCGGUCGCCAUGUCGCUCCUCUCCAGUUUCAUUUCCGCGAUCACGAUUCUCGGAACGCCAGCGGAAGUAUACGUGAACAGCACGAUGUACUGGUGGAUUUCCGUGGCCAUGGUGAUCACGGCGCUAGGGGCGGGCCAAAUCUUCAUUCCGAUUUUCUACAAACUUGGCAUUACCAGCGUGUUUCAGUACAUAGACAUGCGGUUCGGGCGGCCUACCCGGGUGCUCGCCAGUAUCAUCUACCUACUCUGGAUGCUGUUGUACAUGGCCAUUGUCCUUUAUGCGCCGUCACUAGCCCUGAACGCAGUAACUGGUUUGCAUUUAUGGGGGUCCGUGGUGGCGGUCGGUGUGGUCUGCACCUUCUAUACUGCUGUAGGCGGCAUGAAGGCGGUACUGUGGGCGGACACGGUGCAGAUGGUGAUCGUGUACGCCGGGCUGAUCGCCCUUAUCGCCGUCGGCGCCAACCUACUCGGCGGAAUGGGGGAGGUCUGGAGAAUCGCAGACAGCCAUGGUCGCAUCGUGCUUCUAGAGUUCGAUCCUGACCCCAGGAUGCGGCACUCUGUGUGGACUGUGCUGUUUGGUGGUUCUGUGUUCUGGUGUUGCGUGUUCGGGACCAACCAGGCCCAGGUCCAGCGGGCCAUCUCCGUGAGAUCACUUACAGGAGCAAAGUGGUCGAUCUGGCUCAAUGUUCCCGGUAUGGCGUCUAUUAUCACUGUCAGCGUUCUUGCCGGUCUGGUCAUGUUCUCCUUCUAUGCAAAUGCCAGAUGUGACCCCGUUGAAUUUGGUAUCAUAUCAAAAUCUGACCAACUGGUUCCCUUGUACAUGAUGGAUAUCCUGAACCAGUACCACGGACUGCCGGGACUUAUGCUGUCCUGUAUAUUCAGCGGAAGUCUCAGCACAAUCUCGUCCGGUCUGAACGCCGUUGCCGCGGUGAUGCUCGAGGACUUCGUGCGCCCCAUGUGCUGCAAGGCCAUCACGACGGAGCGGGCCACUUUCUUCUCCAAGGUCUUCGUGAUUGCGUUUGGGCUGCUGUGUCUGGCGUUUGCCUUCCUAGUAUCGUUGCUAGGAACGAUGAUACUCACGUUGGCCUAUGUGUUGUUCGGAGUUCUGGGAGGACCGUUGCUGGGGAUAUUUUGCCUUGGAAUGUUGUUUCCCUGGGCUAACAAAUGGGGUGGUUUUAUAGGUCUGGCAAGCAGUCUAUCUUUUCUGCUCUGGAUUGGACUGGGCCAAGCUAUCACCGGAACCAGCGUUGUGAUCACGCCCCCGGUAGAGUCUGUCGGCUGCAACUGGACCGCUAUUAACAAACCGACCCCAUCCCCUCUGCUACCGACCACCACGCCGGAUUUUGCGCAUCCCGUUACUUCGGAAUACGAUAAAUACGAUGGUAUCAGCCGCCUUUACACGGUGUCCUACAUGUGGUACAGUGCAAUUGCCGUGCUCGCUUGCGUCGUUAUCGGCCUUCUCGUCAGCAUUAUCACCGGUAUUCAGGAUCCGAAAGAGCUGGACCCCAAGCUGGUUUGUCCGUUUUUUGACAUUUUCUGUCCCUACCUGCCAGAGACGCUGCGAAGACCGCUGAGAUUCGGGGUCAGACACGGAGAGGAGGUACCAGAAGAGGUCACGUCGGAGAAGCGACGCGAGCGGCUCGCCAGUCUUCAUUUAAACGAUGAUAUAGGGAAGCGGGCGUCAAAAGACUCCGAGAAAUCCGACAGCGUCAAUUCAGUCAACGGCACGCCAGGGGAGAAAUCCGAAGGGGUCGAGAACAAUGGGUACGAACCGCAAGGUUACGAGAUCGGCAAUGGUUCGACACGAUAUCAGACACGUCUAUAAAUCCUCUUAUAGUUACGCUUACCCAUUUUCAUAAAGUACAACUAUUCGAGGAGCCUUUUUCGUUUAUCCAGACAUUAAGAGAUAUAAAACAUACUGUCUCAGUCCACAUAUGAUUUUGUUACAUUUUUACAUAUGUCAUUAUGUGUAAUAAUACGUUUGACAAUGUAACCUAUCCCAUCGCUAAAAUUAUUUAAUUACCCCGGUAAUAACAUUUUGGCCAUUUGUUACUGUUUAUCGUAUGGUAAGCAUGUUAUGCAUCUGGAGUAAAUCAAAUUAUUUAUAAUCCAUGUUUAAGAAGCGUCUACCAAUAUUCUAUGUUUUGUAUUCACACGCACUGGAAACAUAUCAUUAAGUGUUAUUCAUUCAAACAUACAUUUUCAUUUUAAAAAGUCAUUAACUUACAUUAGAUACGAUGCUCUUUUAAAAUACAAUGAGUUGUUUUCGUUGGACUGGGGCUUUUAGAGAUGGCACCCUGCACAGGUUUCACUCAGUCAAAAAUGCGUCUCCACCAAGUUUCGUUGCUUGGAAAGUUGGAGCCCAUGUUUGUCCAUAAUCAUAUUAUGGUGCCACAUUGGUAAUGCCGGGCAAUACGAAACAAACAAAUCUAGAUCAGAGUUUAUUGAAUGCAAUAACCAGUUUGUGCAGGUUAUAAUUAUCAUGUUUCUUGAUUAUAAUCAGAAUGAAUAUGAAAUUAUUGAUACGUACACAUUACUUAUUUGUUUAAUAAAUUUAUGUUUUGUCAUUGCGUUUUAUGUCAAUGUAGCGGGCAUAAAACACCACUAUGC